AUGCUUACUCUCAAACUCUUUGUGUACACAGUAGUGAUAUUUUUUGUUUCUCUCUUCAUCUUUGGGUUCCUAUCUAAUGAUCCAGGGCGUAAUCCUGGACGUGAAGAAUAA
Messenger RNA from Ipomoea nil (Japanese morning glory), 111 nucleotides. The record is from the annotation of a RefSeq genome assembly. NCBI's taxonomy places the organism in Eukaryota, Viridiplantae, Streptophyta, Magnoliopsida, Solanales, Convolvulaceae.